This is a messenger RNA of Diorhabda carinulata, 2227 nucleotides long. RefSeq names its product exoglucanase B-like. NCBI's taxonomy places the organism in Eukaryota, Metazoa, Arthropoda, Insecta, Coleoptera, Chrysomelidae. The record is from RefSeq and is a predicted model, not a curated record. Gene Ontology annotation, molecular function: cellulase activity. Gene Ontology annotation, biological process: cellulose catabolic process.
AAACAUCACUCAAUUAGUCCGUAAAGUUAUCAGUAAGUGAAUUUGAUUUGUUAAUAUUUGGUAAAUGUAAAAAAAACUUGCUACAUAAUAUGAAAUAUCAACUGUUUACUACACGAUUUUUAGCAAUAUGACAAUGGAACUGAUUACUUACCUACUAUUAAUGGCUAUUAUCAGCAUUGGAAAUACUGAAGAUGUUUAUAAAAAACGAUUUUUGGAACAAUACAAUAAAAUACAUGAUCCAGCCAUCUCUUCCAAAGGAAUACCUUAUCAUGCAGUUGAAACUCUUGUAGUGGAAUCAUGUGAUUAUGGUCAUGAAACGACAUCAGAAGCUCAUAGUUAUUAUAUUUGGUUAGAAGCAAUGUAUGGUGCAGUAACAGAUGAUUAUUCUAAAUUCAAUCAGGCUUGGGAAAUAAUGGAAAAAUAUAUUAUUCCUCUUCAUGAAAGUCAACCUAAUACAAAUCUCUAUAAUGCGUCUCAUCCUGCUACCUACGGACCUGAAAUGGACUAUCCUGAACAGUAUCCCACGGGACCUGUUGACCCUCCUGCUCGAGUGGGAGUAGAUCCACUAUACCAGGAAUUAGUAGAUGCCUAUGGAACUAGCGACAUAUAUGCAAUGCAUUGGUUAACAGAUGUGGACAACGUUUAUGGAUUUGGUAAUAGCCCAGGUAAUUGUGAACUUGGGCCAGGUGAACCUGGACCAUCUUAUAUCAAUACUUACCAAAGAGGAGAGAGAGAAAAUGCUUGGAAAACUAUUCCUCAACCAACGUGUGACUCAUUCAAGUAUGGUGGUCCACAGGGGUUCGGUAGUAUAUUUUCUACUGGUGAACACGCUCCUAAUUGGAAAUACUCCGUGGCUCCUGAUGCUGAUGCUAGAGCAAUUUCAGCAGCUUUCUGGGCUUCAAGGUGGGCUACUGAAAGUGGCCAACUUUCUCAGAUAAUAGAAACUUUAGAAAAAACUGCCAAACUCGGCGACUAUUUGAGGUAUUGUUUUUUCGACAAAUAUUUUAACAAAAUAGGAAACUGCAUAGAUCCCUACGCAUGUCCUGGGGGCACCGGCAAAGAGAGUGCACAUUAUUUAAUAGGAUGGUAUUUUGGAUGGGGAGGUUCAAUAGCUACGCAGUAUGGUUACUCUUGGAGAAUAGGGGAGGGUGUGGCUCACUUUGGUUACCAAAACCCUAUGGCUGCUUUUGCAUUGAUUAAUGAGCCCAAUAUGACUCCCAAAGGAGCUACUGCUGUUGAGGAUUGGAAAAAAUCUCUAGAUAGACAAUUGGAGCUGUACGAGUAUUUGCAAUCUAUUGAAGGUGCAAUUGCUGGAGGUGUGUCUAAUAGCUGGAAAGGUAGAUAUGAAGUACCACCAGAAGAAUUAACUGUUAAUACCUUCCAUGGUAUGUUCUAUAAUUGGGAACCAGUUGCUGUUGAUCCUCCAUCGAAUCAAUGGUUUGGAAUGCAACCUUGGUCAACGGAUCGAUUGGCUCAAUAUUAUUACGUAACUGGAGAUAAAAGAGCUGAAAAAAUUCUUGAAAAAUGGGUUUCUUGGAUCUUAUCUGAAACAUCCUUUAAUGGAGACUCUUAUCAGAUGCCUAGCACAUUAGAUUGGGAGGGAGUACCUCCUAGUGUGCAUUGUAAGGUGAUUACUUAUGGAAAUGGAGUUGGACCUGCAGCUUCUACAGCUAGAGCUCUCUCUUAUUAUGCAGCAAAAUCAAAUAAUACAGACGCAAAGGAUCUCGCCAAGAAGUUGUUGGAUAGUAUGUGGAAUUUAUAUCGAACUUCAUUAGGUAUCGCUAUCGAAGAAAAACCCGAAUUUCAUUUCAACCAAAGUGUGUAUGUACCACAAGGUUUCGAAGGUGUAUAUCCCAAUGGCGAUAAGAUAAACUCAGAAUCAACUUUUAUUAGUAUGAGAUUGUUUUACAAAAAUGAUCCUCACUGGUAUGAGAUUGAACAGUAUAUGAAUGGAGGACCAUCCCCAAAGUUUACAUAUCACAGAUUUUGGGAUCAAACUGAUGUGGCCCUUGGAUUUGGAGUUUAUGGACUAUUAUUCAAUGAAUAAUCAAAGCUUUAUUGAUUUGAAUACAAUUAUUAGUAUGCAAGCAUUUUAAUUCUGAACUUUACAUAAUCACAUUUGUCCAAAAAUUAUACUCAUCCCCGUUGAUUAGUAUCAAAAACUUAAUGUUAUAAUAUGAAAUAUCGAAAUCCAUAGUGAAAAUAUAUUUAUUGAAAUUCCUCAAAA